Molecule: messenger RNA, 810 nt
Organism: Letharia lupina
Lineage: Eukaryota; Fungi; Ascomycota; Lecanoromycetes; Lecanorales; Parmeliaceae
Exons: 5
Coding region: 1-810 (269 amino acids)
Molecular function (GO): D-amino-acid oxidase activity; FAD binding
Source: RefSeq, a predicted model, not a curated record
AUGUAUUUAGAGAUUGUCCCGUCUACUCUCUACUGGUCCUCUUCAGCCUCUGAGAUUAGUCCUCAAUUAUGGUGGCGCUCAAUCGUCGAGAAUUUCAGCUAUCUACCAGCAAAUCAAUUUCCUGAAGGCAUCCAAUCAGCAGUAGGCUUUACAACAAUCUGCAUCAAUGUUCCCCGCCAUCUCAAUUAUCUUCUGUCCACCUUCCUUGCCAUGGGUGGGAAGCUUGUCAAAGCUCGUCUGCCGACGGACAAAGGACUUCCAGGAGCUUUGAGAUUUGCGGCCUCUUUGGCGAUGAGUCAAGAACCACAUGAGAGGCUCAUUUGUGUGAACGCGAGUGGGUUGGGAGCGAAAGCGCUGGUACCGGAUGAUGCUAUGUUCCCUGUGAGAGGACAGACCGUGCUGGUGAAGGGGGAGGCGAAGUAUGCAAAGACGAUGAACGAAAACAAGUAUGUUAUUCCACGACCGGGAAGCGGGACGACGAUUCUAGGCGGUACUAGGGAGGUUGGGAAUUGGAGCACCGAGGUAAGCAACAAGGCCACGAAUGCGAUUCUGGAAGGUUGCAAAAGCCUGGCUCCGGAGCUGUUGGAAAAAGACGGAUCAUUCGAGGUCUUGAGCGUCCAGUGUGGUCUUAGGCCAGCAAGAGAGGGCGCCCCGAGAGUGGAGGCCGAAAUUGUAGACGGGAUAUUCAAAACAGUGCAUUCGUAUGGUCAUGCUGGCGCUGGCUAUCAGAAUGCGAUUGGCAGCGCCAGGAAAGUUGUGCGAUUGGUCAAAGGACUAGACUUGGAGGCGAGCACGUCGGCGAAGCUUUGA